This is a messenger RNA of Camellia sinensis, 435 nucleotides long. The record is from RefSeq and is a predicted model, not a curated record. NCBI's taxonomy places the organism in Eukaryota, Viridiplantae, Streptophyta, Magnoliopsida, Ericales, Theaceae.
AUGAGAUAUUUGAAAUAUGAAGUGGGAGACUAUGUCUUCAUCAGGGUAACGGCUAUGAAAGGGCAAACAAGAUUUGGCAGAAAAUGGAAAUUUACUCCAAGUUACAUCGAGCCAUUUCUAAUUCUUGAGAGACUUGGCCCUGUUGCUUAUCGUGUUGCUUUACCGCCAGGAAUGCACAAUGUCUUCCACAUAUCAAUUCUCCACGGAUACCUUAGAGAUCCAUUCCAUGUCAUAGACUACCAAAGAAUAGUGCUAGAUGAUGACAUGAUCUAUGAAGAGAAGCCAAUUCAAAUUAUUGAUCGGCAAGUCAAGCAAUUGAGAAACAACUCCAUUUCUAUGGUAAAAGUUGAAUGGAAAGAACAUUGUGGGAAAGAAGCAACGUGGGAACAAGAGGACGAAAUGAGACAACACUACCCGGAAUUGUUUCCAAAUUGA